Molecule: messenger RNA, 1263 nt
Organism: Penicillium hordei
Lineage: Eukaryota; Fungi; Ascomycota; Eurotiomycetes; Eurotiales; Aspergillaceae
Product: CFEM domain-containing protein
Exons: 8
Coding region: 1-1263 (420 amino acids)
Source: RefSeq, a predicted model, not a curated record
AUGCGUUUGUUCAGUACAGCAGCCCUCGUGGCCGCCUUGUUCGCAACAACUGUGAUAGCAGGGAUGGAACAGUUGGCGGCCGUUUUACCCUCGUGUGCGCUGGAGUGUAUGAUGACUUCAGUGUCGCAAUCCUCCUGCGAGACAACUGACCAGGCAUGUCUAUGCAAUGAUACACAUUACACAGCUGUUCUCCAGAAAUGCGUUAUUUCUAGUUGCACAAUUCGAGAAUCUCUGACUACAAAAAAUGUCACAACAUCAGCGUGCGGGGCCCCUAUCCGGGACCACACAAAGUUUGUUUCUCAUGCAGGGAUUGGCGGUGGAAUUGUAGCCCUUAUUGCUUUCAUUCUCCGGAUGCUGGCUCGAUUGAGCUGCUGUGGUGGCAUUUUUGGCGCGGAUGAUUGGACAUUGAUGUUAACAAUGGCUUUACUUAUUCCACUUUCAGCACUCUCGGUCGUCUUGGCCAAUUCAGGUUUAGGAAAGGAUAUGUGGACCCUUCCUUUCGAUAACAUCACCCAUAUUCUAUAUGUCUAUUUUUGGGAUGAAUUGCUCUAUCUGAGCAUUCUCCCGCUGACCAAAAUAUCAAUUUGCUGUUUCUACCUUCGUAUCUUCCCUGAUCGGACGUUCCGGACAGCAACUUACGUGGUAAUUGCACUGAAUGUGUGUUACUUGAUUGCCUUUGUCUUGAUCUCGGUGUUCCAGUGUCGACCUCUACCCGGAGCGUGGCACCGCUGGUAUGGAGAGGAGAACUAUAAGUGCAACCAUAUCAACGCACAGGGCUGGGCAGCGGCAGUGCUCAACAUGGUCCUUGAUAUAAUUGUCAUGGUGCUUCCACUGCGCCAGCUAUACCGUUUAAACCUUUCUGUGAAAAGAAAAUCAUACGUGAUAUGCAUGUUUAGCCUGGGUAUUUUUGUCACCCUUGUCAGCAUCCUGCGGCUGAAUUCACUCAUUCACUUUGCUUCUACCACUAACCUAACAUGGGAUUAUGUGACAAUUGGGUAUUGGAGUACUAUUGAAUGCGAUGUUGGCGUUAUAUGUGCGUGUCUGCCUGCCAUUCGAUCCUUACUACGUCGUGUAUCCCCCACACUCUUUGGCGAUACUGCGCCAGCCAAAUCGUCAUAUGCUAUGAACUCUCAUUCCCGUGGAAAUGGAUCACAAUUUGCGGGUAUCCCUGGGCAUAGAAAGAGUGCUGAUCGGCAAUUCUACCCACUUGAUGAGCUGGACAUCUCUGAUGAAGCCCGGUUACACCACCCCCAGCCGGUGUAG